Anopheles nili is the source of this 1713-nucleotide messenger RNA. Its product is annotated as scavenger receptor class B member 1. Bases 1 to 1713 code for a protein of 570 amino acids. The record is from RefSeq and is a predicted model, not a curated record. Gene Ontology annotation, cellular component: cytoplasm; membrane. NCBI's taxonomy places the organism in Eukaryota, Metazoa, Arthropoda, Insecta, Diptera, Culicidae. Gene Ontology annotation, molecular function: scavenger receptor activity. The transcript has 8 exons.
AUGACAACUACUCCGGCAUUUUCGCUGGUUUCAAAGAAAAAAAGAGUCAUUAAGCUAUGCUGUCUUGGAGUGCUGUUUAUAAUGCUAGCAUACGCAAUCAUCGUGAUCGAUCCGACAGAGGUUAUUGUCGAAGAUAAACUGUCCAUGUAUGAAGGUUCCUACCUCAACCGUCUAUGGAAGAAGCCGCCCCUCGAGGUCUUCAUCAGUAUUUACGUGUUCAACGUUACCAAUCCGGAGGCGUUUAUGCGUGGCGAGGAGCGGUUACGCGUACAGGAAGUGGGCCCAUACGUGUACCAGGAGUUUUUGGAACAUCGCAACUCAACCUUCAACCCGAAUGGUACGCUAAGUUUCGUGCCUGUUCGACGGCAGGUUUUCGUACCGGAGCGUUCCGUCGGGGACCCAAAGGAGGAUCGCAUCAUGAUACCAAACAUAGCACUGCUCGGUGUGUCUAGUGCCGCCUAUAGGAUGUCCGCGUUUGCCGCAUUUGCCGUGGCAGCCGCGCUAAAGCCCCUUGGUAUGGCACCAAUUUUAAACAUAACCACGCAUGAUCUUCUCUGGGGCUACGAUGAUCCGCUGGUAAGGAUCGCCUCCAGCUUUUUACCGGACAUCAUCCAUUUCCAGAAGCUUGGCAUCUUAGAUCGGAUGUUUGACGAUGGAUUCGAUACGGUAACGAUCAACUUGCCCGAAUCAGUGCGAAAUCAGCAGCAUUUAAAUGACGACAUAUCGGAUGAACUUGUGGAGAGCUUGCACGAGGAAUACUAUCAGGACGUGACUGUCCAAUCGACCAAAAAAGAACCCAUUCGAGACUAUUCGAUCGACAUGUGGAGUGGAUCUCCGGGACUAGCCCACUGGGGUUACGUAGCUAAGGAUCACUGGGAUGCCCAGAGGAGAAAUACACCUUGUAACACGCUGCAAGGAUCGUACGAUGGAUCCGUUUUUCCCCGUAACAUUUCGAAAACAGAAGUGUUUAAGGUGUAUCGGAAAGCCUUCUGCCGCACACUACCAAUAGCAUUCGAACGGGAAGGAGAUGUUGAUGGUAUCAAGGCGUAUUGGUUUUCAAUUCAGGAGAAUGCGUUCGAGAGCUCUCUAGAUGAUCCUUACACAUCGUGCUACUGUAAAAACAAUCAAUGUCUUCCGAAGGGAUUGGGCGAUUUGAGUCCCUGCUGGUACAACAUACCUGUAGCGGUAUCGCUGCCGCAUUUUUACAAGGGAGAUCCAUCGCUUUCGCAAGCGAUUGACGGGUUGAGCCCAGACAAGGCAAAACAUGACGCCGUUAUCAUUAUGCAACCGCAACUCGGCAUCCCUAUGAAAGCAAACAUUCGCGUCCAAAUCAGUCUUUUGACGAACAUAAGCUUUAACUCAGAGCUGAAGCCCUUUCACAACACUGUCAUACCACUGAUAUGGGCAGAAAUGUCGCUGGAAAAACUCACACCCGAAUUGAUACUACUGCUAAACCUGCUCUUUGGCAUUGCACCUUACCUGCAAAUGGGAUUCGUGUGCGUGCUGGCACUGCUGGGAGUGUCUUUACUUGCCACGGCGGCGCUGGUGCUGCUAUGCUCAACCGAGGCCACUACUUUCGAGUAUGAUCCGCGCAAAUCCAUACGGUACUCGACUGUUAACAUGAUCCCGUACCCUCUGCGAAAGGAGCUAGAGAAGUACGGAGAAGGUGAAAUUAUUCGCCGUGAGCCGCUUCUGAUCGAGAAUGGAGCGUAG